Messenger RNA from Strongylus vulgaris, 335 nucleotides. The record is from the annotation of a GenBank genome assembly. Lineage: Eukaryota; Metazoa; Nematoda; Chromadorea; Rhabditida; Strongylidae.
AUGAUACUGACGUAGGAGAAAAAGGUGGGAACUUGUCAGGAGGACAGAAGCAGCGAAUAGCCAUUGCUAGAGCUUUAAUUCGAAAACCGAAAAUAAUCCUAUUGGAUGAAGCUACUAGUGCCUUGGACACAGAAAGCGAGAAGGUAAUGCUAUCAUCCCAUUUGCCUGUCCGUAGUACCAAAACUGUCUCAAUACCUUCAGUAGCCUAUACUUCAAAUCGAAGAUUGAUAGUGCAAGCGGCUUUGAACGAAGUUAGCCACGGCAGGACAUCCAUUACUAUAGCACAUCGGUAUUUGGUCGACUUGGCUCUAUUUGCAGAGAAUUCUGCCCUCUAG